AGAGGAGCUUCAGAGAGCCUGACGACCGACAGAGGAGCGGAGCAGCCGGGCUGAGCAUCACUGAUGGAGUGAAACCAACCACCGCUGCUUCAACAUCAACCGCUUUAGGAGAGGAGAGAGAGCGCGUGCUCCGCGAAGCUUCACCAUGCUCUUCUAGCGCGAGCGCACACGGGUUCGCCUCUAAGAAAAUCAACUUUGGAGCCUUUAUUUUUACCUUCAUUCCUGUUUGGACCGUGAGCAACUUUUUCCUGUUUAAAUCUGCUGCGUAUUUCACUCGCUUGUUUGGAACCUGAGAAGCUUUGGACGAGAUGGAGAGCGAGAAGUACCUACCGGAGCUUCAGGCGGAGAAGGACACGCUGGACCCGUCCUUCCAGCACUCCCUGCGGCUGCUGGAGCAAGAGAUCGAAAAAAUCCAGAGAGACGAGGGGAAGGAGGAGGAGAAGUUCAUUGACGUCGUCAUCAACAAGAACAUGAAACUGGGCCAGAAAGUUUUAAUACCAGUCAAGCAGUUUCCUAAAUUUAACUUUGUCGGCAAACUCCUCGGGCCACGUGGGAACUCGUUAAAGAGACUACAAGAGGACACCCUCACAAAGAUGUCGAUUCUUGGAAAAGGAUCCAUGAGAGACAAAGAAAAGGAAGAAGAGCUACGGCAAAGCGGCGAGGCCAAAUAUCACCAUCUGAACGAAGACCUGCACGUUCUCAUCGAGGUGUUCGCGCCGCCGGCCGAGGCCUACGCCAGGAUGGGGCACGCUCUAGAAGAGAUCAAGAAGUUUCUCAUUCCGGACUACAAUGAUGAGAUCCGACAGGCCCAGUUGCAGGAGCUCACAUACCUGAACGGCGGCUCAGAGGAUGCCAAGGUGCCAUCGGUCAGGGGCAAGUCAGCCGCCCGUGGCAGGGGGACACCUGUUCCCGGGCCUCCAAGGAGUCGUGGAGGAGUUCCUCCCCUGCAUGCAGCAGUGCCGCGAGGAGCUGCGCCCAGAGGAGCCCCGCCCAGCCGGGCCCCGUCCUCCAGAGGGAGAGGAGUCCAGAGAGCCAGAGGGGCCCCACCGGCUGCCAGCUACAGGGCGGCUCCGCCCAUAGUGCAGGACACAUACGAGGAAUAUGACUAUGACGACGGCUAUGGAACUGCUUAUGAUGACCAGGGAUAUGAAUCUUAUGACAACAGCUACAGUAAUCAAGGACAAAACUCAGAUGACUACUAUGAAUACGGACACAGCGGGGAGUCGUAUGAUUCGUACGGUCAGGAAGAGUGGGCAAACAGUCGCGGCAAGGCUCCGUCGGUGCGGACAACCAAGGGAGCUUACAGGGAUCAGCCAUACUCCAGAUAUUGAACUGUUUAUACGAGCCGCGCCCCAGUCCUCAUGGCAGUUUCAACUCAAGUAAUGGAUUUUUUUAUGGACGCUUCCCACCUUUUUAGAAUUGAAAACCAAUCUGCAAAGUAACACAAACAAAGCACCGAACUGAAAGUAACGGAACCCCCCCCCUCCCAAUGAUAAAGAAAUCGUACUGACUUGGUAUAAAAAAUCAGUAAAGCUAUCUAGGUAAGCUAUCCCUCCAUCCCAAUAUAGAGUCGACAGAAGUAUAAGGCUAAGAAAGACUCCAUAGUACUUUAAGUUCCUCUCUCAGCUAUGUGAUUGUGAAGAAUGACAUCGUAUCAAGCUAUUGUCCUCGAUAAAGAUCAGUGAGCCGCUCUAAGCUGGUGGGUCCAGUGUUUCCACACAGCUGCCAGUGGACCCUAAUUUAUCACCCUCUAUUCUUUAGACCUUUGAAAUGUUAGUAGAUUAGUUCUAGGAAAGUGCAGUACUGUAGAUAUUUUCUCCCGAAGGAUAAUUGGUGAACUUUGUGUCCCUUGUAAAUGAACAUUUACAAACUGAAAAAAAAAGAAGAGAAAAGUCAUUCUGUAUACACAUUGUAUCGCUGUUUCUUCCUUUUUUAUGUAAAAUAACAGUCCAGUUAGUGUUAAAGGGCUUAUAAAAGCAUGGUGUGCAAAUGUGGAUCUCGCCAGCUGUUUAAAAGCCUGUGUAGUUGUGCUCAUUCGUUAAGCCCCCCCCCCAAACAUCUAAGCCCAUCUAUAAAUAGCAGCACUGAAUUUCUGUAACCUCAUCCACCAUAGCUGCUAAACAGUUUGAGAGAUUUAAAAUGUCUGUCAAUUUUUUUUUUUUAGAUGCUCCCACUGAGCAAAUUGUGAUGCCCUUUGUUUUUUUUUCUUUUUUUAUAUAUAUAUAAAACAUGAUAUUGUGCUGAUAAAAAGUUUACAACACACCAGGAUAGACAUGAAUGUCAUAAAGCUCUGAGCAUUAAGGAUGGGUUUCAAGUUUUUUUUUUUUUCAGGGUUUUAACAUAAAAUUGGUUGCACAACAUUGAAUUCAUUAUUGACUUACUUGAAAGUUGUAGAGAGGCUCAAAUUGGUACAAAUGCGAUGACUAAUUUGUUCAGAUAUGUUUUUUUCCAAGUUGCUGAGAAUCAACAAUUUUUUUUUAUUUUUUCUAGUUAUCAAACGGUUUCUGCCAUAAAUCUGCCUCAAUGUUUGACAUAAUUCAGCAGAAGUUCAUUUUAUUAUAAGCGGUAGUUUUAUGAAGCGAUGAAUGGUGAAUGGGGGAGUGUUGGCCUAGUGGGUUAGAGCAGUGGGCAAGUACCCGGUUUGAUCCCCAUUGCCUGCACUCUGGGUCCCUGGGCAAGACCCUUACCCUGAAAUCCCACAUCCUCCGUCACCGUCCCGCUUCGCUCCAGACCACCUGCAGCCUCCGCUGUUCUUCCCAUCUUGCUGCGCUCCGUCUUCUGUGGAGCUUGAGGAGAGCAUGAGCGAUAUUAUCAUUAAAUUCAUAGGAGCAAAACAUGCAGAAAUUAUCGUUUAAGUUUAAUAUGACACGUUAUAAAAAUCCCCAUCAGCAUCCAGUAUAUGUGCAGUUUUUGCCCAAAUAUUUUCUUUUUGUUGUGGAUUUUUGUAACAGGCCUAACUAGGAUCAAACAAAAUAGUUUUUUAUGAACUG
Cyprinodon variegatus (sheepshead minnow) is the source of this 2990-nucleotide messenger RNA. RefSeq names its product KH domain containing, RNA binding, signal transduction associated 3 (gene khdrbs3). NCBI's taxonomy places the organism in Eukaryota, Metazoa, Chordata, Actinopteri, Cyprinodontiformes, Cyprinodontidae. Gene Ontology annotation, cellular component: nucleus. The transcript is spliced from 9 exons. Bases 309 to 1331 code for a protein of 340 amino acids. The record is from RefSeq and is a predicted model, not a curated record. Gene Ontology annotation, molecular function: mRNA binding. Gene Ontology annotation, biological process: regulation of alternative mRNA splicing, via spliceosome.